AAACAGUUUUGUGUUGUCAGUGCUUUUUAUUCACUCAGCGUCACCAGUGAGGUAAUGAUCUUUAAGUAAAUCCAGAGUAAAUAAGACCAUGGAGGAGGACGGAAAACCACUGCUGGGCUACCCAGACCAGACAGAUUUUGACUCAAAACUAAGAAGGCCUUUUCAUGUGGAACCCAGAAACAUAGUGGAGGACCUGGCUCAGGAACGUGUGUCUGCCGAGGCCUCAGCGCUGAACAGCAGAGUUCAUUACUAUGGUCGCCUGACUGCCUCAUCAGACAGAUUGCUGGCUCCUCCUGACCAUGUGAUUCCUUCACCUGAGGAGAUGUACGUUUACAGCCCUCUGGGAACAGCGUUCAAAGUGCGAGGAGAGGGCGCUGCCAAAAAUCCCAGCAUUAUUACCAUCUUUGCGAUCUGGAAUACAAUGAUGGGCACGUCCAUACUUAGCAUCCCCUGGGGAAUAAAACAGGCUGGGUUCACCUUGGGAAUCAUCAUCAUCAUCUUAAUGGGCUUACUCACGCUCUACUGCUGUUACAGAGUUCUCAAGUCCCCCAAGUCAAUACCAUUUAUGGAUACAUCAGACUGGGAGUUCCCUGAUGUAUGUAAAUAUUACUUUGGGAGGUUUGGACAGUGGUCAAGUCUGCUCUUCUCACUGGUGUCGCUAAUUGGUGCAAUGGUGGUGUACUGGGUCCUCAUGUCUAACUUCCUGUUCAACACCGGCAAAUUUAUAUACAACUACGUCCACAAUGUCAACGUGUCAGAUUCAGAAUUUGGAACAAAUGGAUCAGACAAAGUGGUGUGUCCAUACCCAGACCUGAAUCCGGACAACAGCAGCAUUAACCUGCAUUACGUGGGUGAUAACAGUACAGACACUCUGUUCGAUCACUGGUGGAGUAAAACCAACACCAUCCCGCUCUACCUCAUUGUGCUUCUGCUGCCACUGCUCAACUUUCGCUCGGCCUCCUUCUUUGCCAGGUUCACCUUUCUGGGUACUAUUUCAGUGCUCUACCUCAUCUUUUUGGUCACCUUUAAAGCCAUUCGACUAGGAUUUCACCUGCAGUUUCACUGGAUUGAUUCCACUACAUUUUUUGUUCCAGAGUUUAGAUUGCUGUUUCCACAACUGACUGGUGUUCUCACGCUGGCCUUCUUCAUUCACAACUGCAUCAUCACUCUCAUGAAAAACAACAAAAAUCAAGAGAACAAUGUACGGGAUUUGUCGUUGGCCUACCUUUUAGUGGGACUGACGUACCUCUAUGUGGGGGUGAUGAUCUUUGCUUCCUUCCCUUCCCCACCACUGUCUAAAGACUGCAUUGAACCAAACUUUCUGGAUAACUUCCCCAGCAGUGAUGUGAUGGUGUUUCUAGCCCGGACCUGUCUCCUGUUCCAAAUGACCACCGUCUACCCCCUGCUGGGCUACUUGGUUCGGGUGCAGCUGAUGGGGCAACUCUUCGGUGAUCACUACCCCAGUUUUUUCCAUGUCUUCGCAUUAAACUGUGUCGUUGUGGGUUCUGGAGUCCUAAUGGCCAAGUUUUAUCCCAACAUCGGCUCCAUUAUCAGGUAUUCAGGGGCCACAUGCGGGCUGGCUCUGGUGUUUGUCUUCCCCUCAGCCAUCCACCUCAUGGCCCUGAAACGUAGUGGGGAGUUACGCUGGCCCUCCGCUUGCUUCCACUUCCUUCUCAUCGUGCUUGGGGUGGCCAAUCUGAUAGGCCAGUUUUUCAUGUAGCGCCUUGACACUUCGGUUUAGCACAGACUCACUGUAGUUUUGGUUCAGGCACAAGGUGGAAACGUUGCGGUUCAAGUUUUGCACAGGAAAUUGUUUCUUUUUUUUGUUCGUUUGUUAGUUUUGUUUAUAUGGUCGUGCAAAUUUGCAGCAAUUACAUUGCACUACAAUUAGGCCUGUAGGAAAAUGCUACUGACAAAUGUUUAUGUCACUUAUAAAUGAAUUAUAAACUCUUAGCACAUCUGA
Trichomycterus rosablanca is the source of this 1963-nucleotide messenger RNA. RefSeq names its product solute carrier family 38 member 9 (gene slc38a9). The record is from RefSeq and is a predicted model, not a curated record. Lineage: Eukaryota; Metazoa; Chordata; Actinopteri; Siluriformes; Trichomycteridae. Gene Ontology annotation, molecular function: L-amino acid transmembrane transporter activity. The transcript has 15 exons. Gene Ontology annotation, biological process: amino acid transmembrane transport. The coding region runs from base 89 to 1720 and encodes 543 amino acids.